AUGGCCAACCAGGUUAAGAUUUCACAAUUACUUCCAUAUUUGAAGGGUAGCGUUCGAGGCCAAAUCACUAAAAUAAGAUAUUCAAGAAGCGACAAAAGGAUGGAACCAACUUCUAUAUUUAUACCACGACAAGAAUCAAAGGAUCUUACAAAAAAGCCGUUCCUCAAUUAUAACUUCGGGGUAACUUCAAAAUCAUAUUAUGAUUCACAAAAACUCGUCGCCUCAGCUUUAUUCAAUAGAAUCAGAAAAAUAGACAUUAAUACAUGUCAAGAAAAGGAUAUUGCACCGUUUUAUGUUUGUGACCUAGGAGAAUUGAAAAGAUUGGCAGUGAAAUUGAGAAAAUGCCUACCAAGGAUUCAUCCGUUUUAUGCUGUGAAAUGUAACAAUGACUCUAGAUUACUUCGAGCAAUUGCAGAUCUCGGAUUUGGCUUUGAUUGUGCAUCUAAAGAAGAAAUCGAUCAAAUCAUUUCCAAAAAUAUCAGUCCAUCAAGAAUUAUAUAUGCCAAUCCUUGCAAAAGCAUUCCUCAUUUGAGACAUGCUAAAGAUGUUAGAGUUGCUCUUACCACGGUUGAUAAUCUCGAUGAGCUUGUUAAGAUCAACAAAUUUCACCCUUCAUGCGGUAUAUUGAUAAGAAUUCUUACAGAUGAUUCUAGCUCAACAUGCCCACUUUCGGUGAAGUUUGGGGCCUCACUUAAGUAUGCCAAAGAAAUGAUUGAUGCUUGCAAAAGUCUGGAUCUUGACCUUAAAGGAAUAGCAUUUCACGUUGGAUCGGGCUGCAACAACUUUAACACUUUUGCUAAAGCAGUACAAGAUUCAAGAGAAUUGUUCAAUUAUGCUGAAAGGCAGGGCUUUAAAAUGAAUAUUCUAGAUGUCGGUGGUGGAUUUGCUAAAUUCUCUUUAGAGCAGUCUUCCAUUAUUCUUCGUAACGCAUUAGAUUCAUUCUUUCCGGAGGCUGAAAAUCCAGAACUAAUUAUAAUUUCUGAAAUGGGAAGAUACUUUUCAUCAUCAUGUUUUACGUUAGCCGCAAACAUCAUUUCUAAAAGAUCAGAUCCCCAGAAAGAAAGACUAUACUUAAAUGAUGGUGUGUACGGAAAUUUAAAUUGCAUCCUGUAUGACCAUCAAUUGGUACAACCAAAAGUGCUAACAUCUGGCGGCCAGUUCAAGUAUUUUGAUAAUCUGGGUACAAAAGAAAAUCACGUUAAUUCACAGAAGACAUAUUCUAUUUGGGGUCCAACGUGCGAUGGAUUGGACUGCAUUAUUUCACGGAUUAAACUUCCUUAUGAGGUUGAAAUUGGGGACUGGCUUUACUUUGAAAAUGCGGGUGCCUAUACAUCAGUAGCAGCAACCUCAUUUAAUGGCUUUAAAAGCAACUUCACAUGCAUCUAUGUGAAUAGUGAAUACUGA
Messenger RNA from Brettanomyces bruxellensis, 1404 nucleotides. RefSeq lists its product as uncharacterized. The record is from RefSeq and is a predicted model, not a curated record. Gene Ontology annotation, molecular function: ornithine decarboxylase activity. The transcript has a single exon. Gene Ontology annotation, cellular component: cytoplasm. The coding region runs from base 1 to 1404 and encodes 467 amino acids. Lineage: Eukaryota; Fungi; Ascomycota; Pichiomycetes; Pichiales; Pichiaceae.